This is a messenger RNA of Ictalurus punctatus (channel catfish), 3932 nucleotides long. It is a transcript of the gene clmpa, whose product is annotated as CXADR-like membrane protein. The record is from RefSeq and is a predicted model, not a curated record. Gene Ontology annotation, cellular component: cytoplasmic microtubule; membrane; cell surface. NCBI's taxonomy places the organism in Eukaryota, Metazoa, Chordata, Actinopteri, Siluriformes, Ictaluridae. The transcript is spliced from 7 exons. The coding region runs from base 102 to 1265 and encodes 387 amino acids.
GUUUUUUUGUUUUUUUUUUCCUUCUUCUUUAAAAUAUACAUUGAUGAACCGGGCUCGUCCUGUGCGCGCGAUCACAUCAGGUCUUCCACGGGACUCUCGCGAUGUCCGCUACCUUCGGGUCCCUGCUGCUUCCUCUGGUGUUGGGUGUGUUGCAAGCACGCGGGCAGACGGAGAUGAAGCGAGUGGUGGGCGAUAACGCCACGCUGCCAUGUCACCACCAGCUUUGGCAUGCGGACACGUCGCUGCUGGACAUCGAGUGGCUGCUGGUGAAACCCAACGCCAAGCAGAAAGCGGUGAUCACCUACUUUGCAGGACGGAUCUACGACCCGAGCGAGGGCGAGGCAGGGAAGUUGACGCUCUCGGGCGAUUAUCUGAAGGGCGAUGCAUCACUGAUGAUCAGCGACCUUUCGCUCACAGACUCCGGCGAGUACAGCUGCAAGGUGAAGAACGGAGGGAAGUACUACUGGAAUACGGUCAACCUCAUCGUCCUCGUUAAGCCGUCGAAGCCCCGCUGCUGGAUGGAGGGACGGCUGUUGGAGGGCAGCGACGUGAAGAUGAGCUGUAAAUCCGCAGACGGAUCCGACCCCAUCCGCUACAAAUGGGAGAGAGUGCUGGACAAGGGUAGAUAUGUGGGGAAACUACCACCUCUCGCUCUCCUGGACCUGAAGAACCCGGAGAUCGUGACUCUGAGAAACUUGAGCCGGGAGAGUGCGGGCGUCUACAAGUGCACCGCCAGCAACGAUGUGGGAGAGGAGAGCUGCACCGUGGAGGUCAAAAUUCACUACGUUCGAGGUAUGGGAGUGAUGGCCGGCGCUGCGGUGGGCGUGUCCUUGGGCGUGCUACUCCUCGUUCUCAUCGUGUGGCUGGUGUUCCGCAAGAAGGACAAGAAGAAGUACGAAGAGGAGGAGACGCCCAAUGAGAUCAGAGAGGACGCUGAGGCUCCCAAGGCCAAGCUGAUGAAACCCAACUCUCUCUCCUCCUCCCGGUCGGGAAGCUCUCGAUCAGGCACCUCAUCCACCCAGUCCAUGGUUCCCAGCGGCGCCCCACGUGGCCACAAGCUCCACCCACCCCCUCCCUCGGCGGGGCCUCGGAAAGACAGCGUCCAGCCUUCGACGUUGCCAGCCAUGCCCCCGGCGUACACGCAGGUCGCCCCGAAACUCCCCGAGCCCCACAGCAGCCCCAAACUAAGCCCGGGCAACCUGGCACGGAUGGGCGCCAUGCCGGUGAUGAUCCCGGCCCAAACCAAGGCAUUCCAGACUGUCUAGAGAUACACAGACAUCGACAUCACACACACACAUAUCCACACAUAUACCUGUAUACUGAUUUACUUUUUACACGCAUGAGCACCACGGCAGCGACGAUGCAUCCCGGUCUUCUGAAAGCCGAACCCAAAUCCACACACACACACACACACACAAAUUCCGAGCCUGCAAGCCCAAUCAGACUCAAUCCAUCAAGAGAAAUAAAGCAAGCAACGAAAUAAAAAGGGAAAUAAAGGCUGAAGUCACUUGAAGCGUCCCUAAUCGCUGCGUCAAUAAAACACCACAUAUGGGGAAUAAGAAGCGAUUGCCCUCUUGAUGUGGACAAUAAAAGAAAGUGGUGUUUCACCUUAACACACGCUAUUUGUUUUUCGCUUUGAUGGCAGCGCCGGGGAUUCUGCAUGGCCAGGCGGAACGGUUGAUUUAUUUUUUAACAAGGGAGUAGCCGUCGUGAAGGGAUGCCACACUCCAUCCAGCGAAAAGAGACGUUUCUCGUUCUCGGCUCAAACUCACGAGCAGCUAAGCAGCACUGCUUGUACGCUCGAGGUGUUGGCGUCGAGCGGACAGCUUUUACAGGUAGAAGAGAGGAAAGGACUUGUUCCAAACACCUGCUACUGUUUUCCUUUCCAGUCAUGGUAAUAUGAUUGGCUCUGAACCAGGAAGUGAAACUGAAUCAUCCACAUGGCUGAUUUGUAAAUCUCAAUAUAUAUAUAUAUAUAUAUAUAUAUAUAUAUAUAUUUAAAAUGUGAUUAAAACCACGUACAAUGAGGUCCUAAAAAGUAAAAACAGCUUGUCCUUGUGGCUUAAAAACUGCAGAGGCAAUACUAUCAAGCUGUAACUGUUCCAUUUGACCAAAACCUGGUAUAAAGACACAACAUUAAACAGAUUGAUAAGGCGGUUAAGAUUGAUAAAAUUACAUAAUCUGUUAAUAUGCCCCGCCUCCUCCUCUAGUAAAUCAGCAUUGUGAGACGUUAAGGUUCGAAAUAGGGCGGAGUUAGUGUCCAUAACCUUUCUUACCACGCCAUUUAUACGAACUCGGACAAAAUCCAAACACGACGUCUUCGCAUUUCUGAAUUUGUAUGAAUUUGUAUGAAUUACGAGAACGCGUCGAGAAAACAUUAUCGCAUGUCCUGGAUUUGCAUACCGGAACCUGAUCGGGUUUUAUACUCGAUCACGCGAUAACUCUGGCCCGUUGUUUUCGAUCGUUUUUGAAGAUGACGUUUUAUCAAUUGAUAAUUUGCUACUGAUCGCUAGGGUUAGGGCUUUCACUUUUUACACCCCCAUUAAUUUAUGUCCUGAAUAAUCAAAUAUGGCUUUCUACGUUAAUUUCACUUCCUGGAUUCGCUUUUCAGAACCAUUUUAAUAGCUUACUUCACUAAAUGUCCAUUAUCCACUAUAACCAAUAAGGAAUAUGAUAUGAUUGAACCAGUUAUGAAUGUUUUGAUGGUACACGAUGCAUUUUUAUAUUUACACUCGCUUACUUUUGAUAUAUUUGACCUGUUCGGUACAACAUUUAACACCCUAAACGGCAAUAACAUAAAGGUUUCUGUACUGCAAGUUCUGUUAGCUAUAAGAAUUAUGACCUUGUUUUAAAAUUAUUUACAUUUUUUUUUUGUUUUUGUUUUUUUUGUAAUCAACGAGAAGGUUGUGAAUUCAAAUCUCAGUACUAGGAAGAAGAAAAAAAAAAAGAAAAAAAAAAAACAUUCUAAGGCCCAUGAGCAAGUGCCCUUAACGUAUUCUUCUGUCUCUGCUUAAAAUGAAUUAAUUUCAUACAGACUUGACCUAAAUAGGUUGUAAUUUUAUCCCAGACCAGCUCGUUGUGAAAACUAUGUCACGCUUUCUGCUCGGGUCGCUAUAUUUUCGGAUGUUCCACAUUUUUGCAGCUUGGUCUGUUUUUUUUUUUUUUUUAAUUAUUUUUAUUUUCCUCGUAUGAUAAACCCGGUUAAACGCGACCCGCUCGGCGAUGCCACGAUUUAAUAAAACCGAACGCUCGGUGUAAUAUUCUCCCUUCCUCCAGAGACAGUUUAGUUAUUUCCUGCUCCUCUCUUGUAUUUUUGUUUGUAUAAAAUAGGUCUGGGAUAAGACUGAUUGCGAGUGAGUAUUCGUGAACGUCCCUCAGGGGUAGCACAGCGUCCUCAAACAUCACCUCAGUGUAGACUUUUUGGGAUAUAGGCAGCAUUCGUCUCAACUGAUUAACUGGAUAUGAUCGGCAUGAGAAUGGGAUAAAUACUUUUGGGAAUACUGACAAUUGACAUUAUAAGUAAGGACCAAACAAGACUGGUGAGGUGAAGUGGAGUUACUCGUACUACCCUGAAGUUUUUUUUCCAUUUAUAGUUGCGGAUCAUCUAUAAAACUCUUCGGACUUAUACUAUAGCAGCUGUAAACAGUCGUUCGCUCAUCAGACCUCUCAUCAGUACCUUCUGACCAAUCAGAAUCCAGAAUUCAAUAGCGCUGUGGUAUAAAAUGGGUUAAUAAAGCAUGAUUUCCCUUUCACCCAGUGUAUUAACCUUUCAAGGGACCCCAUUUUAGUAGCGCAGGUUCGACUGGGUGUCCAGAAAAAGGAUAUCAGUUGAAAUCCCUGGAUUUCCAAAGAGUCAAUGCAGGGCUCUUGAUCCAGGCUCUUUAACUCACAAGCUCUGGGCUCAUUGUGAAUAAAAUUGUCUGCCAAACGAA